Messenger RNA from Salvelinus namaycush (lake trout), 3393 nucleotides. RefSeq names its product gastrotropin-like. Gene Ontology annotation, biological process: fatty acid transport. The record is from RefSeq and is a predicted model, not a curated record. The transcript is spliced from 4 exons. Bases 2815 to 3327 code for a protein of 170 amino acids. Gene Ontology annotation, molecular function: fatty acid binding. NCBI's taxonomy places the organism in Eukaryota, Metazoa, Chordata, Actinopteri, Salmoniformes, Salmonidae. Gene Ontology annotation, cellular component: nucleus; cytosol.
UGGCCCAGCGUCGUCAUUGUAAACAAUAAUUGGUUCUUAACUGACUUGCCUAGUUAAAUAAAGGUAAUACAUGUAGCUGUUCUAGCCUUCCAACCCGUAUUGGCAGUAAUGAGUGAUCAAUUGGUGGUGCCGAAUAGGCAUAUUUUCUGUUGCUUGUAAAUUCUUAUUUUGGGAAGUACAUACUGUAAUGACCCUGGGUCGUUACAAUACAUUACAGGCUUAAAUGAAGAUAGAUGCUCAGCGAAACUCUAUAUUUGAUGAGUAGAAAAACGUAUUUUGACAUUAUACCGCUUGGAGAGAUGUGUACUGGGAGUUUGAAUCGUAACUUCCCGGGUGUUAGAGAGGAGACCCUUCAUACUCAUCGUCGGCAUUUCUACUGGGGCAGUUCUAUCUGUCCCUUCCAAAAAAAUACAAAAUUCAGAGCAACACUCAAUGCAUUGCUUUAAACAUAAGUCACUGCAAAUUCACCAGGAAGGGACUCUAGUAAAAAACUGAGAGCAAACACAAUAUACAGUAAAAUUCCUGCAAUGACUUUGAGCAGUCUCCUCUUACUGUUCAAACUACAACAAAUGGCACAAUCAAUGGCUCGUCCUUGGUGUAGCCUCAGCUUCAGGAUUACUGGGUGGUGCAAGGGAUUUCAAUGUCCUAGGCCAUAAUUGCAAAUUUGUAUUUUUUUAUCUUAUUUUCUCACAUUGUUUGUAUGUCUCCAUAGAAUCCCCAAUUACCAGAAGGUCUAUGUAUGCUACAGUUUCUCCGUUUCUGAAGACAGGAUCCCAAAAAACGAGGGGUCGUAUCAGCUCUACCAUUUAUGUCAUCUACAUAAAAAGUGUUUGAAUGGAUCAAUUGUAGAAAUACAAUGCAAACUACUGUAUAUCCCUCAUCUGGUUAUUCAAUGGAUACAGGGUUUUUGUAUUUUUUAUAGCAGCUCUGGCUGUUGAUCAAACUGAUAGUGUUUGGUCAACAGUGUUCCCUCUGAAAAGCACCGUCAAAGCAUCUCAGCAGGAAAUACCGUUGGGGCUGGAUGGGAGAUAAAUUAUUUGACUAGGCAGCUGAACUACAUUUUGAGUUGAGGAAAUGUGGACAUAUUCAAAUAGUUUAUUAGUACUUUGCAAAGAAAUCAGACAGAUACAAUCACGCCACAGAUACUACAUGCUAUAAGGUUUGAGAGCACAAAUGUGACAUACUCCUUGCAGAUUGCAUACUAUGGAAUAUGAGAAUACAGUAUAGGCCAUAUUUUAUGGACAAAGACAGUUAGUUGUGUCAGUUGUGUGAAUUACAGAUUAUCAAUAAGAGAGGAGCACCUACUUACGAUUUGUAUGAGAUUUGGCAAGUAUUACAUUUGUCAUUUUAUUUAACUAGGCAAAUCAGUUAAGAACACAUUCUUAUUUUACAAUGACGGCCUACCCCGGCCAAACCCUCCCCUAACGAUUCUGGGCCAAUUGUGCAACCCACCCUAUGGGACUCCUAAUACAUAGCCGGUUGUGAUACAGCCCAGGAUUGAACCAGGGUGUGUAGUGACACACUGAGAUGCAGUGCCUUAGACCGCUGCGCCACUCGGGAGUCAUUGGUAAGGUGUACUUUGAAUUAGUAUGGUGCACUAUAAAAGUUGAUGUUUCACAGUGUUUUAUAUUCUUCAAACUGAUUCAACCCUGAGAGGGGAAUAAAAUUAUUUGGCUCAGCGCUGAAGGACACUGUUGAGCAUACAAUCAUGAAAGAGAUUUAUGUUUUCUCAUGGCAUAGUACAACAACGACUCAAGUGAUGAAAUCAAAGGUGACACAGUUUAAGUCAAUGAGUAACUGAUACCCGAAUAGACUUAGGGAUGACUUCGUCUCACUGUUGUAAGCAUUUCAAAUGAGCAUUUAAAAAAUACAAAUUAUUAGAGCAUUACGUAAAUCAAGGAAUGAUCAAAAACAUGGGCAGAAAGCCACAGUCUUGUGGCUUGCAGUUUGAAAAGGCAUACACCAGUAGAGAUUAUAUGAUGAGCAAUGGGUUUUACCCCUAUCACUUAAGGCUAUUGACCUGGAGUAUGUGUUGCUUCCUCAAAAACGACUUUAGAAUUCUGAAACACACACUGUGUGUGUGUGUUAAGAGAUACUCUGAGUAGUGGAACACUGAAUUGCAUUGGUGUGUGAAUUUCUGGAAAAGGUCUGAGGCUAGGUGUGCUUUCCCAUGUGCUCGAACUCACUGUCCACACCUGAAGAUCAUCCCUGGUGUUGUGGCUGUUGAUCUACAUGAGCUUACCUUGUGUACUGCCAAUUCCCAGAUCGAGCCUCAUCACAGCUUUGCAGGCCCUUUUGUCAAGAGUGGAAAAUGCACAGUACACCUCUGUGGCUGUCCAUAGGGGGUUACAACAACACUCCCAGUGACAGAGGAGAACUAAACAGGCAAGACAAAAUGGUGGUUGAUUCACAGAGCCUGUUUCAUCUCUAUGUAAGGCAGCCUUAGGGGCCUAGACUGAAGCAGUCGGUAAACUCACAAUGUGAUUCACCCUUUACUAACAAAUUUAAAAAGGAGUUGUACGGUACAAUCUUGUCCACUUUUCUGAGGCACUUUGGACCUCUAUGCUGCCAUUUGAUGUAGUAUUGAAAUAUUGUUCAAAGUUAAAUCUAUUCAGUCGGGCUCACGUCUGGUUGUGUUGUUUAAGGGCUUAACAUUCGGUGCAGUGGGUAUUUCACCAUAGGCUACUAUACUAUGUGGAAAGGUGAGUGACCCCAUGGUCACCAGCUCUCUGAUGACUCGCCAUAUUACCCAGGUGGCACCAUAAAUGUUUAUGGUAUAGUUAUGGUAGUGCUGUACCAAAAGUGUCAUGAGAGAUGGGUGGAGAUGGUGACUGUGUGUAUUUAAAGAGGGACAGGUUGUCACUCAGUACCUUAUUCUUCCCUGCUUGCCUUGGAAUUGAUUUUUCGCUCACCUCUCCUCAACCCAUCAACUCUCUGUACAACAUGGCCUUCGCUGGAAAGUGGGAAACUGAGACCCAGGAGGGAUACGAAGAAUUCUGCAAGCUCGUUGGCAUCCCUGAUGACAUCAUUGAGAAGGGUCGCGACUACAAACUCAUCACUGAGGUGGUGCAAAACGGCAAUGAGUUCUCAUGGUCCCAGCUCUACCCCACAAACAAGAGCGUCACAAACAAGUUUGUAAUUGACCAGGAAUGUGACAUGGAGACCAUCGGUGGGAAAAAGUUCAAGGCCACCGUUACAAUGGAGGGGGGCAAGCUGAGCACGAAAUUCCCCAAAUACCACCACACAUCUGAAAUCAGCGGAGGAAAGCUGAUUGAGACCUCUACCGUGGGCUCGGUCGUGUUGAAAAGAACCAGCAAGAAGAUGUAAAGAUAUUGUGACCGUGUUAUUAACAACAACUCUAACUGAAUAACGAGUCAAUAAAAUGAGACUGCA